AUGUCCACAGACCCCAAGACCAAGGUAGGAGGUGUUGCCAGUCUUGCUGACCCUCGCACCGGCCCUGCCCCGACGACUGCUGGGCCUCAUCGGUCUGACCUGGCCAACAAACUCGACCCGCGCGUGGACAGCGACCUGAACAACCGCGCCCAGUACGCCCCUGGGACGACUCUCUCGGGCAACUUCCAUCCAGGAACCACGCAGCAGCUCCCCUCGCCGUCGUCUGCGUCCAACUACGGCCCGCACGAAGCUAUCAUGGAGGAACCGCAGUACACCAACACCCUGUCGGGUUCAGACAGCGAUGACCCGGCGAGACGCUCCGUCGACCUCGUGCAGGAGGAUGAGGCCGACGAGAUGGUCGGCGUCAGCAUCAGUCGCACCCAGAGCCGGAUGAAGGCCCGCCGGACUCCCGCGGAGGAGAAGACUCGCAUGAUGGAACGUCACGGAGGCUUCUUCGAGACCAUCCCGGAUGACGACGACGGGGAGAAGGAGAACACCUUUCUUCCUGAAAUCACUGCCGAGCCGGAGUCGCUCGUUCAGAGCUCAUCGGAGGAGACAUCGCACGCGAAGCCUCCCGCGACAACGACGUCGGGAACGGCGGCAACGUCAGCAGCAGCAACAGCAGCAACAAAACCAAAGGACGGCCAACGGACUAGCUUCACUCGGUCGAUUCUGAAGAACGGCCUGCCUCUGCGAUCGCGCGCGUGGUCUGGCGAUGCGAUCACUAAUCUGAAAAAGAAGUUCCUACCGGACCUCGGAUCGCUAGCCAAACGCUCGACGCUGGCAUUCCGCUCCGGCUCGUCGUCAAACCAGAAUCGCCAGGGCUAUUUGUCUAGUAACACAUCGCCGAGCCACUCGGACGAGGAGUCGCCGCGACAGCAACCGCGGCAGCAGCAGCAGCAGCAGCAGCAGCAGACAGAUGGAUUCUGGAGAUCAUGCUCAAACCUACAUCAUAGCCCGACCGACGAGUUGGUCCCGGACUUGCAGGGUCUCGAUGCGACCGGCGCGGCCAAACACUCGUACACGCGCCGCCCCAGCGUGUCGGUCAACGGUCGCCCGCGCAGUCUUCACCGGUCGGCGUCGGACCAUUCGCUAUACCUGCGGGCCUCGUCAACCGCGUCGUCGCUCGAACAGCGGCCACGGUACGAAAACAUCCACUCGCAGGUGAACAGCCGCUUCAAGGCGAUCAAGGACAGUCUCCAGGACUCCAGCAGUCGCUUGCUUAGCAUGCCGACUCUGCAUCUGCAGGACUUUCGUACCGAAUGGGGGUACCGGCCUUUUACGAGUGAUGUGCAUCAACGGAUGCAUCCUCCUACUUCGGGGAAUUCCUUUACGAGCAAUGGAGGAAAUCACACUAGCAAUGGGGUGAAAAGUCAUACGCCGUCCCCCCGCAGCAACUCGGCCAGCCUGUACCCGAUCCUCUCCGAAGCCAUGUCGGAAAUGACAGGCGACGUGGUUGUCAUGGGCGGGUACCGAGGCUCGAUCCUGCGGUCGGCCAAACCACCGCACCGCCAGCUAUGGGUACCGAUGAAGGUAGGCCUGAACCUGCGCAAGGUCGACCUCGAGGUCGGCCUGGAGCCAGAAGACGAGGAGACGAUGCCCGAGCGGAUCAUCCCGUCCGGCGUACUGUCGCACAUCGGGCCGGUGGACAUCUGCCGCCGGCUGCUCCGCCAGCUGCAGAAGUGCGACAACGCCGUGCGCGGCGACCUCCGCGUCUGGGACUACGGGUACGACUGGCGACUGAGCCCGCACCUGCUGGCCCGCCAGCUCAUCCGUUACCUGGAGGGUCUCCCCUGCAACUCGCCCAAUAUGCCCCCCGAGCGACGGGGCGCCAUUGUCAUCGCCCACAGCCUGGGCGGCCUAAUCACCCGCCACGCCGUCAACCAGCGGCCAGAGCUGUUUGCCGGCGUGCUCUACGCGGGCGUCCCGCAGCACUGCGUCAACAUUCUAGGACCCUUACGCAACGGCGACGACGUCCUGCUCAGCUCGCGCGUGCUCACCGCCCAGGUCAACUUCACCUUCCGCACCAGCUUCGCCCUCCUGCCCGAGGACGGCCGGUGCUUCAUCAACCGCAAGACAAAGGAGGAGUAUCCCGUGGACUUUUUCUCCGCCGACGCCUGGGACACACACCGGCUGUCCCCGUGCCUCCAGCCUGCUCUGCCGGCGUCGUCGUCGGCCUCGCGCGGCACGGGGUUCAUCGACCAGCUGCAGAACAAGGCGCGCAUUCCCAAGCGGCUGUCAAGUAUGUUUGGCCAAGAGAUGGACGGACCAGAGAUCGGGAAUGAGGUGCAACAAAAACAAGAACAAGAACAAGAACAAGAACAACAACCCAAUACCACUUCCAAGGCUGUGGCCGCCCUAGAAUCUUCAGUCAACAGCGUGGCCGCCCCGCCGACGAGUCCACGCACCACCACGACCACCACCAAGAUCGGCCAGGUAUGCACGAUCCCUCGCCCUGCAGCAAUGGCAUACCUGCGCCGCACCCUCGCGGAGAUCAAACAGUUCAAGACCGAGCUGGCCUUCAACCCCACCCACCAGUCGCAGAACAGAUACCCGCCCUUCGCGGUGCUGUACGGCAAAUCCGUGCCAACCGUGUACGGGGCGCGCGUCUCCUCGCGCGAAACCAUCCAGUGCCAGGACGCGUAUGACGAUCUGGCCUUCGCCGCGGGGGACGGCGUCUGUCUCGCCUCCGCGGCGAUGCUCCCGGCUGGAUACCGGAUUAUCAAGGACGGACUGGUCAAGAGCGAUCGCGGGCAUGUUGGUCUUCUUGGGGAUCUGGAGGGAGUCGGGCAGUGUCUGCGUGCGUUGGUCAGGGGGAGACGUGAAGGUGUUGGUAUGAACGUUGAACGGUAG
This is a messenger RNA of Penicilliopsis zonata CBS 506.65, 2853 nucleotides long. RefSeq lists its product as hypothetical. NCBI's taxonomy places the organism in Eukaryota, Fungi, Ascomycota, Eurotiomycetes, Eurotiales, Aspergillaceae. The record is from RefSeq and is a predicted model, not a curated record. The coding region runs from base 1 to 2853 and encodes 950 amino acids. The transcript has 4 exons. Gene Ontology annotation, molecular function: triacylglycerol lipase activity.